Closterium sp. Naga37s-1 is the source of this 1674-nucleotide messenger RNA. The record is from the annotation of a GenBank genome assembly. Lineage: Eukaryota; Viridiplantae; Streptophyta; Zygnematophyceae; Desmidiales; Closteriaceae.
AUGGCCACCACUGACCGGCGUCCCGCUCUCUCAAGACGGUCCAGGUCGCAUCAGAAGUCGCCGUCCACGGACUCGUUCCUCGCCGACUCGCUCUCGCGCUUCGUCGAAACCCUCGCCGAGAACGACCCUUCUUUCUCUUCGCUUCCCCCCCGCCACUCCCCGCGGAGCACCCUCUCCCCCAUGUCCUCAUCUUCUAGCACUCCUUCCGCCAUGAGAGUUGGCCGCCGUUCCCUUGAAAUUCCUAGCGACACGGAUUCGAGUUACGGAUUCGGGUCUCCUCGAGACGUCCCGAGGCGCCUCGCGAUGCGACUCCUCGUGGGCGACAGCGGCGGGGCGGUCGACGCGGCGACACCGAGAGUCCGCACGCCGGAAAUGGGUGUUCCGCGAGGAAGCAGCGGAAGAUGCAGUGUGAAUGCCCCAGGCACAUACAACCGCGACCAAAGGAACGGCGACUUUUCGAGGGAGUUUUGUCUUAAGGCGGAUGCGAGUCGCGAAGGGCAGCAGAGCCGUAACCGCAGCUCCAAGGCAAUGUUCCGCAGCAUUAGCGAGCACGUGGGCCCAGAUACGACAAGCCCAUUCUCCCCCGCUUCCCCCGCUUCCUCCGCCUCUUCUCCUAAUGGGGUCCAACGGACCGCGUCGUCUAAAGCCCGCUACCUGUCGCGCGUCGGGGCGUCGGAGCCGUUGGAGCGCACCCUCCCCCGCAAAAGCCGCUUGAACGGCGACGAGGACACUGAUGCUGGCCCGGCGGCGACGGGCCGCGACGAAGCCACGGAUGCGGAGGGGGAGUCGUCGGACGCGUCGGUGUCCAUGCGGCGCCUGGGACGCGAGAUGAACGAGCUGAGGAAGCAGCUCGAGCGAUGCUCCAAGAUUAACAAGUGGCUCACUGAGUCUUUGCGUUCCGCGGAGCGCACCGCGGCGGAAGCCACGGCAGCCGCGCAGGUGGCCGAAGCGGAACGGGACCACGUGGCGAAGGAGCUGGAGGAGGUGCUGAACGCGUGGUCCGAAGCGGACAACGCGGCGGCGGCGAAGCAGGAGGAGGAGCGCACGUCUACGGAACGAAGCCGCGCGUCGCUGGAGCGGGCGCGCGCGGUGUUGGCGCAAGAGAGGGAGGCGGUGGGGAGGGAAAGAGAGGAGGUGAGGAGGGAGCGGGAGGAGCUGAAGCGGGAGAGGGAGGCGCUGCAGAAAGAUACGGAUCGGAUUGCCAAAGAAGCGGCGGAGCGAGCAGCGCAAGAGGUGCAGCUGGAGUGGAGCAAGCUGCAGCAGCAAGCGGAGAAGAUGGGCCUUCGGCAGCACCAGCACCAUGUGACUCCAGACGGCGUGCUUCUAAGGAGCGUGAGCAUGAACAGCACGUGCAGCUGCCUGAGCAGCACGCGAAGCAUCAGCGAGGCCAGGCCGAGCAACGAGGGGGCAACGAACCAGCAGCCAAGCAAGCAGGGGGGGAGCCGGAGCAGCGGCAACACCAAGAGCGGCGCGUCUGGUGGUCGUUGGCUGGCCUCGUCGCGGUCGGAGAAUGAUCUGGGCGCAUGUGCUUCCAGGUCGCGAGAGCACGCUCCGAUCGUGGGGUCUCGAGAGCCCUGGCGAGGGGGUGAGUCCCCGGACCAGCGCCCAUUCGCCCCCAACCAGGAGCCCUCGUGGCAACAGCACAGGCGGUUACAGCAGCAGCAGUCUCAGUAG